Molecule: messenger RNA, 2825 nt
Organism: Acipenser ruthenus (sterlet)
Lineage: Eukaryota; Metazoa; Chordata; Actinopteri; Acipenseriformes; Acipenseridae
Product: delta-type opioid receptor-like
Exons: 4
Coding region: 577-1695 (372 amino acids)
Biological process (GO): sensory perception of pain; G protein-coupled opioid receptor signaling pathway; neuropeptide signaling pathway
Cellular component (GO): membrane; neuron projection
Molecular function (GO): dynorphin receptor activity; neuropeptide binding
Source: RefSeq, a predicted model, not a curated record
AAAUGAUACGUAUGCUUGCAGCUGUAGCAUACCAAUUCCAGUCUUGUGUUCCGUGUUUGUUUUGUUUUUGCCCGUGUGCCGUUUAAUUUGUGUGUUUAUUUAAAUUCUGAUUAUUAUUUAAUAAAUAGUGAGCGCCUAGCGUCUCACAUUUACUCCGUACAAACUGCGUUGUGUGUUGCAUUUAACGUCGCCCACACACGCCAUCCUUACCACAUAGAUCUGGACGCAGAAUACAGAUUUAAAGGGUGAAGCGAAGUUUUGCUGGUUUCCCACCUACAGUACUGUAUUCAGUAGCUGGGGACAUGUGUCUUUGGGCUAUAGUCAUUGCUCUGAUGUCAUGUGAGCAGCAGAGGCAAGAACUAGUGGAAAGAGACUGUGAUUCUGUCAGCGCUGUACUGUACAUCUAGCGGUAAGGUGCUGAAGAAUGGUAAUUUUUCUUACGAAAAUCAACAAAGUUUCUGACACAUCUUCCAACAGGCUGGGAAAAAAAACACUACGCGGUUCUUCUAAGAUUAAAACCUACCAGUGCAGAAGAAGCAUUUUUGUGAUAAUACCGUGCCUACAGAUACUGGCGCAAUGGACACACCAGUGGAAAUUUUUAAAGAAGAUAAAUGCUUGUCAGGCUUCUCAGAAGAGUGUCUUACCAACAACUCUUGGCUGUCUGGCUAUUUUGACGUUGACAAUUUCACUUACGAUGAAAACCAGUGGACAAACCACACCAUGUCUCCAAUUAUUCCAAUUAUCACUGCUGUUUACUCGGUGGUGUUUGUGGUGGGCUUGCUAGGUAACUGCUUGGUAAUGUAUGUUAUUAUCAGAUAUACAAAGAUGAAAACGGCUACCAACAUCUACAUUUUUAAUCUAGCUGUGGCUGAUGCUCUUGUUACCACGACAAUGCCCUUUCAGAGUACGGACUACUUGUUAGGUACAUGGCCUUUUGGGGAAGUAGUCUGCAAAAUAUUUAUUUCAAUAGAUUACUAUAACAUGUUCACCAGCAUCUUCACAUUGACCAUGAUGAGUGUCGACCGGUACAUUGCUGUUUGCCACCCUGUAAAGGCCCUUGAUUUUCGCACACCAGUAAAGGCCAAAAUAAUUAACGUUUGUAUCUGGAUACUCUCAUCAGCAGCUGGUAUACCUGCACUGAUACUGGGCAGCACACAAACUAAUCAUGGUACCACAGAAUGUGCUCUGCAGUUUCCAGAACCGUAUGUGUACUGGGACACCCUCAUGAAAAUCUGUGUGUUCAUUUUUGCAUUCGUUGUGCCAGUUCUCAUCAUUUCAGUGUGCUACACUUUAAUGAUCCUGCGGCUGAAGAGCGUCCGACUGCUGUCUGGCUCCAGGGAGAAGGACCGAAACUUGCGUCGCAUUACAAAGCUGGUGUUAGUGGUGGUGGCUAUUUUCAUCAUCUGUUGGACUCCCAUACAUAUUUUCAUUUUGGUCAAGGUAUUAACAAAUAUUCCUGAAACCACAUCUGUGAUGGCGGCCUACUUUUUCUGUGUGGCGCUUGGCUACACCAACAGCAGCCUGAACCCCAUUCUUUACACAUUCUUGGAUAAAAACUUCAAAAGAUGUUUUAAAGACUUCUGCAUCCCUUCAAAGCAAAAAACAGAUCGCCAGAGUGCCAGCAGGGUGAGGAGUACUGUCCACAAUCCAACUUAUCAUCAGGAAAAUGCUGAUGGAACCAGGAAACCACUAUGACUAGCAGUGGAAAUGUCCUCUUUCUCCCCUCACGGAACAGAAGAUUCACGUGAUCUAGGACUAACUCAGAUAACUUCUGCACUCUAAAUGAUACUAGUAGCAUCCCCCACUGUUCACUGAGAAUAAACCUCACGUGUCAAAAUGAACAUAAAAGGUGGAUAAAAAGUGUUAAUCCAAAAAUGAAUUAAUUUAAAUUCAAUGUUUGUGACAUACCAAGAUCAGUUUCUGAAUGUUGCAAAGCUAUACAGAAUGCUGUUAUGUAACCGUUUUAAUUCCAGCAACGGAGUUAUAUUUAUCUUGCUAUUCAGACAUUUUAAGCCUCUUUCACACUGGCAUGCUCUACCCGGGUCAGAAGCAACCUGGGUCAGGAUCCGCUGUCAUGUGGGUCGGCUACGCGAUUUCACACUGCUUUUGAUAAAGCAGGGCUGACCUGGGUAACAGACGCAAGUAAAUAAUGUGCGUAUCAAUUCCCUGGAAGCAGCUUGUUACAGACACUUCCAUCCAAGCUUCUCUGGAUUGAACCAUCGGCCCAAAUGUUGAUUAGAGCAAAUUAUUUGUUAUCCCUGCUGCAAUCUGGUUGAUGGUGUGUCUCAAGAAACAAAAAUAUGGCUAAACAGAAUAAACAAAAACGUUCCUUGUGGAAGUGAAAUCUUCACGCAGGCGUGGCUGUUUGUUAUUGCGUCGGCCGUCAUGCAUUUUGUUUCGCUCAACCCGGGUCAAAGCGUGUCAACCCACAUCCUGAGGUGGGUUGAUGGGACCCGGGUUAACCCGGGUACGACCCAGGUACGUGGUUUCACACUAUGCAGGAUUGUAACCCGGAUAGCCAGAACACGGGUCAGGACCCAGGCAGAGGUGCCAGUGUGAAAGGGGCUUAAGUUAACAUUUUCCUAUUCCAGGAUCUCCUCACUACAUAGGAUAUCAUAUUUUAAUUUUUGUUUGUUUGUGGCCCCUUGUUGUUUUUAUCAUUCGUAGAAUAUUAUAUAGGGUGCUGUGAAAGACUGAUAUCCAUUUCAGGAAGUCAAAGCGGCUGCACACGAGUGGCUUUGACCUGACCUGGAGUGGGUAAAAAACAGCUUGUGUCUUACACAGCACCAUAUACUAAUAUAUAUAUAUAUAUAUAUAUAUAUAUA